Messenger RNA from Penicillium concentricum, 957 nucleotides. RefSeq names its product putative short-chain dehydrogenase/reductase family protein. NCBI's taxonomy places the organism in Eukaryota, Fungi, Ascomycota, Eurotiomycetes, Eurotiales, Aspergillaceae. The record is from RefSeq and is a predicted model, not a curated record. The transcript has a single exon. The coding region runs from base 1 to 957 and encodes 318 amino acids.
AUGGGUUUCCUUUAUUCACAGUUCUUCAUUACUCCCAAGUAUCCAACAGAGUCUUUCGCAGAUCAGACGGUGCUCAUCACCGGCGCGAAUGUCGGCUUAGGGCUGGAAGCUGCACGUCACAUCACGCGACUCGGCGCAGCAAAAGUCAUCCUUGGUGUUCGAAAUGUGACUGCAGGCGAAGAAGCAAAACAUGACAUUGAGAAGUCUACAGGCCGCCCAGGCGUCUGUGAAGUGUGGGAGGUCGAUCUGUCUUCCCACGCCUCGGUCUCUGCCUUUAGCGAGCGCGCCUCAAAGCUUCCCCAGCUUGACGUAGCCAUCCUCAACGCCGCAAUCGCCACCGGAGAAUUCAGCAUUGCCGAAGGCUAUGAGCGAAGUGUCACUGUCAAUGUCAUCAACAGUCUAUCCCUCGGCCUGCUCCUCCUGCCAACCUUGAAAGCCACACGACGAAAGAACACAUCGCGCACGCCGCGACUUACCUUCGUUGUAAGCGAGGUACAUGGUUGGGUGAAUUUCCCAGAAUGGAAGGAAGACGAGCCAAUGAAGUUUGUCAGCGACCAAACAAGAGCCAAGAUGACCGAGCGGUACCCAUUAUCGAAGUUAUUGGAGGUGCUGCUUGUGCAGGAACUAGCGGACCGGGUGCGUGAAUCCGAGGUGAUCGUCAAUAUGUUGAACCCUGGUCUCUGCCAUUCAAAGCUAGGGCGAGAGUCUGGCUUUUGGUUCCAACUGGUUAAGCUGAUAUUAGCACGCUCCACUGAGGUUGGAUCUCGAACGCUGGUGGCGGGCGCUGCGGCUGGAGUCGAAAGCCACGGCGCAUAUAUGACAGAUGGAGUUGUGGACAACACUGCGCUUUCACCUUUCGUGCGAAGUGAUGAGGGGCGCCAAGCCCAUGAGAAACUAUGGGCUGAGCUGUCGUCGAUCCUUGAGGGUGUUCAUCCUGGGAUUAUGCAGAAUGUGUGA